Geodia barretti is the source of this 2754-nucleotide messenger RNA. Lineage: Eukaryota; Metazoa; Porifera; Demospongiae; Tetractinellida; Geodiidae. The record is from the annotation of a GenBank genome assembly.
AUGGAGCGGGGUAGGGCGGUCUAGACAAUGAAAAACUGCCGACCAACUGUUUCGGAAACGAUGGACCAUGGUGUAACCGUGUGUGAGCCGAGUCUGAAUGCCUUUCUGAUUACGCUCACUUCCGCGAGGGGCGUCGGCCACCAAGUCGUGUGCAUUCAAUGUCAUGGACGCGUAUCGUCGGAAGCUACCUCACGUACUCAUGCUAAGGAUUCAAACUUGACUUCUGUUCUCGUAAAUGCGGCCCACUUCAUACUGGUACGAAUACGGCCAACACCAGAAAACGCCACCAGCCGUCCCUCAAGGUCCUCGUACGUGCAGACUUUCCCGGAUGGCAACAAGCCUUGUUUUGUAGAGGGGACUAGAGUUCACGACACUACUGUGGGCUGUUCCCGAUGCCCAGCAGGCGAAUGCAGUUUGACAGCAGGGGCCGUUGCAGGACCACAAAACCUACGGUUCACACUCCUGCCACUCAGUUUAUGCCCGAUCUAUUUCUACAAUCGCGGAGAGCCGUACUAUGAAUUUACCAACUUCUAUGAAAUUAUGGUCUGUAUCGAUGGGCAGGAUUGGCUCACAACGGAGCACUACUUCCAGGCCCAAAAGUUUGUCGGGACUCCGCUGGUUCGCACCAUUCGCCUCAUGGAGCGACCUCGCGAUGCGUUUGACAAGUCCCGCGACCCUCGCUACUCUCACUGGCGUCGCAGUGACUGGGAGGAGAUGAAGGAAGACAUCAUGUUCAAGGCUCUGCAGGCAAAGUUCACUCAACACGAGAAACUCAAGCGGAUGCUGGUGGGCACUAAGGACAGGCAGUUGGUGGAGCGCUCUCCCCACGACAGCUACUGGGGAGAUGGUGGGGAUGGUUCGGGGAAGAACCGACUCGGAGCACUGCUCAUGAGACUACGAGACGAUCUGACUCCAAAACCAGAAACCUCUCACCAAUCCAAUACCCAUACCUGGCCUCCCUCUCCCCCUGGUGCAGUGCAUUCUCACCGAACCACUUCACCUUCAUCUCAGCAUCAACCACUGCCGAAGUCUGAUCGGUCCACAAAGCCGCACAGCUCACAGUCCUUGCCCAGACAAGAUAUGGGCAACCAGCACAAGAGUCGAGAAGCUGAGCUACGAAGUCAGUCCGCCUUCCAACAGAAUCCUGCCCAUUACAAGGCUCAACCAAGAGACUAUCCACCUCCCACGUAUCAGCAGCAUUUGAGUAGUGCAGAUUUCUCUGGCAAUCCAAACUUACCUCCCACUUCUGAGCUAGUAGUACCAGGAGCCGUUGUUCUCCUAUUCCACAACCAACUGCAAAUACUUCCCAGAUUUCUGUUGCAUCCAAAAUACCGCCAGGUUUCCAUAACAACCCACCCAACCAGCAGCUGGCAUCAAUCCCAAUAGGAAACCUCAUCGAUUUGUAACUUGCCAUUGACAUGAAGUACGUAUAGCUACACUUUAUAAUGUCAUGAUAAUUUUUGAUGCGGAUGCAUCAGCGCGCGCGAUGGAUCCCGCGCGUGCACAUUUCGUCCCGCGCAUAUAAUAGCACGCGUCCGUGGGGAUCUGCAGCCUGGAAAAUGGCAGUACAUUCAGUGACUACCACUACGUUGACUGUCGGUUCGACGUAUUUUUAUCCGAGGACGGACCUCGCGACGUAUAGGGAGCAUGGGCUGUGCGUACAGUGCCAGAUGUAUUUUCGGAGGGGCUUUUUGACCAGGACCAAUCAAGGCCAUCAACUCAUGUUCUGUUCUUUCCAGUGCCGUGAUUACUAUCAGAAACAGUAUGAAAUGCACCCACUUGCAUAUGGAGUACAACCACCGAGUGCAGGUCGUAUAUGCCGUUUUUCUGGGUGCAAUAGGCCUUGUUACGUCGAGGGAUUGAGGGUGUAUGAUUAUUGCGGGCGCGCCCAUGCCGAGCAGGAUGCAGCAAUUCGACCCUCGAAAGUAAGACUAGAAGAGUUAGCAUUUGACAGUGCCGAGUUUGGAAGUCUCAAAACCAAAUUACAAAAUCCUGGUGUUCCGAAAAGGGAGAGCUUCCCACAGUAAAGCAUAUUUUAAAAGUUAUCAAUCCACAGCUGGAUCAAAUAUUCAACGGCUAUGUUUCCGGAUUGCCAGUGUUUCAAAGGGAAAUAGAGCAGCUAUUUCAUGGGACAUCUCUCAGGUGUGUGAUGCCAAGAGCAGCACCCUGCUCCAACGAUGGAUGUGGAGUUUGCAGCAUAUCAACGACGGGUUUUGACCCCGAGCAGAUACGCACCGCCGCAUGGCAAAGUCCAAGUCUGCACAGCCCAGAUACCGCUGUAUGCUGGUGUGCGACGUCGCCCCUGGACGAAAGCAUAUCAAGCGCGAGAAAUGCCGCUUCUCUUGAAGGACCACCACAAGGUUCGACUCGGUUCAUGGGAGAGCGAAAUCACGCAAAUACAUAUUUUGGAAGGAAGACUCAUCCAUGAAUUAUGAUGAAGUUGUGGUCUAUCGUUCUGAAGCAAUUCGACCACGAUAUAUCCUUAUCCUUCAAAACACCACUUGGACCUCUCCAUUUGUGUGACAAUUACUUUGUUAUGUAGCUAGAACUAGAGCAAGUCAAACCUGCAUUGUAGCAAUUUGCUAGUAUACAUUAUAUCUCUAUAGCAAAGAACACCAAGGGAGGUCUACUCAACACCAGAAAAUUGGACGCGAGUGUAUGUGUGGCCACCCUGCACUCCCUCAGUGCUGGGAAUUACAAAAAAGUACCAGCCCUUCCAUUGGCCCAGACUAUGAUUAUUUGUGGUGAUCUCCC